AUACUUGAAGGCUAGAGAGGGUGUGCCAUUGUUAUUAAAGGACAUACUUGAUACAAAUUUUCUGCUUUCUACUCGGCUUCGGUGAGAAUUGAGUGAAACUAGAUACCGAAUGAGACUUGUCAGUAUCAAAUGUUUUUUGCUGACCGAAUUUGAAAAGGCAGUACUCUUUCAAAAAGUAAAACCAGAAGCCAUACACGUAACUAUUUUAUGCUUGUUGAUUAAAUAAUAUCAUUUGUCUGCCUGCAGUUAUGAGGCUUCUAGCCUGUGAGGAAAAACCUGUUUGUCUUAGAGUUUCUCCCAAAAUGGUUUCAAAUUGGAACUACCAGAUAUUUCUGAAAGGCAGAUGCAAUUGGUGGUUUAGAGUAUAAACAUGUAAGAAGACUUAUAACUCGUGUAGAAUGUAUUUUGGAGAACCUUUGGGAGAAAAAAAACUUGUGAAAGAUUGAUGGUUCAUUUUUAUUGGAAAAGUAUGGGUAAGCCACUUAGCAGGCCAGACUGUUUAAGGCGGAACCCCACCUGCCUGGGGAAAGGGGAAGAGGAAGAUGGCUAUAUAGAAGAUUGCUAUGUUCCACAGCGCUCUAUAUAUGAUACCAUGAGGAUAAAUGAACAGAUUGACCAGGGGUCAAAACUUAAUCAGACUUCCAAAAGCACCAUGGAGAAGAUGGAAGGAAGUACCAUAUCCAGCAACGGUACAUUAGGAGCAUCAUCUAAUGUUUUUGAAUCUAGAGUGCCAGAAGGCAAGAAACUGGAUGAGAGAAUAAUAUUUGAUGCAUUAAAACUAAGCAGUGAUGUACAGAAGUCAGCUCCUGUGCCACCCAGACGUCGGCCAAAUGCAGAGCGCAAAGAUAACGUUAACAGGAGGUCAUGGAAGUCCUUCAUGCCACCCAACUUCCCAGAAUUCGCAGAAAGGAUGGAGGCUUCUCUCAGUGAAGUCUCAGAAGCUGGUGCUUCAAAUCCUUCCUUACAAGAGAAAAAGAUAUCCAGUUCUGCAUUGACAGAAAGUUCUGGUCACUUUGACCACAGGGAACCUCAAUCUGAGUCUGUAACUUUGGAACACAUGUCCAAAUCUGUAGAUAUUCCAGAAGUGCAAGAUGGAAAAAACUUGCAAGACUGCCAGGAUUUGAGAUUCCAACUGCACAGUGAGAGCUCUCCACAUGAAUUCCAGCCUCUGGAGUCAGAAGCUACAGCAGCAAGUGGUAACUCCGAUGAAAUGCAGGAACACAGAUUCUCAAGUGCAACCUGGCCUAGGGCCAUGAAAACUUCUAAGGGAGGCUUCAGUGAGAAGCAGCUCCCCCUUGGGGACACUGCCUGCACUGUGGAACUGCCACCUCUCUCUCCUUGCCUGAGUGAAGAGCUGGUGGAUCCAGAAUUACAUAGUCUUAUAACACCUAACCUGAGAGAAAAAACAGAGUCUGAGUUAAAAUUUGAGGAGGAUGAGCGAUGGAUCAUGAUGGAGGCUGAGGAGGAGUGGGAAGAAGAGAAAUUGUCGGAGAAAAGAGAGAGCUUGACAGGGAUUUUUGAAGAAAGAGAAGCAAACACAGUAGCGGUGGUAGAGAGUGGAUCUGACUGCUCAUCCGCCUUGGGAACUUCUGACCAUAUAGCUCUUCCUCAGAUUUACUGCUCUGAUGACCUGCAGCCAACUAGAGACCACCUUGCUUCUGUUCCCAAGGGUACAUCCCCUAACUGCCCCUGUGUGCCUAGCAAAGAUGUUAUCAGUGAAAUGAAAAACAGAACUGCUCAGGGCCUAGAGGAUCUGAUCUCAGGGUUCCAGAGCCCUACCGAAGCUGAGCAACUCUCUGACACAGAUUCUGUGCAAAUGUUUCUUGAACUUGAGAAGGAAUGUUUAUGUGAGGAGGGAGUAACUUCUUCAGUUGAGCUGCUGAGUCAAGCCUCUUCGGAAGGACUGGCCCCAUCCCAGGAUGCAGAAGAUUCUCUUUUAAUUAGUCAUUUUCCAGGAGCUGCCUUAGAAAAGGAACAGCAUGUGGAUCUUGUAAGGAUAAAGGACCAUGAUACAGGAUUAUAUGGUGAAUAUUGUAAUGCCCUGGAUUCUUCUCAGGUGCCUAAAGCUGUUGAACUUAGUACUCACCCUGAUAGCAGGAGGGAUACUUUCACUGUUAGCAAGGAGUGUGAAAAAGUGCCUUUCAGCCCCAAGAUUGAUGGGGAAUUUAAGUCUCUGACUGAAUUGGAGCCGCUUGGAGAGCUGGACACAGGAGGAUUGCUGAACUCUAAUCCCAGAGCUUCUUGUGAAGAAAAACUACCAGUCUUUAUUGUUUCUGAGCUAGCCAAAGAAAAUGGCAAUUUGUCCCAGGUAGACUGCAGUCAGACUAAGGGGAAUGUAGAGGUGUAUAUGGAAAAGAUGCCUCUCAGUUUUGCUUCCAACUACAAACAAGAUGUUACCUCAGGACUUGAAGUAGAGGUGUUAUCAUCUGAUUCAAAUUUAUUAACAGAUGAGAUUCAUUUAAAAGGUGGGAAAGGAGCUAUAAUUAGUCCAGAAAACAACAAUCCGACAUCAUUGGAAAAUGUAGACCCUUGUGAGUUGUCCAUGAAGGAAGUUUGUGAUAAAGACAGCAAAACAAAAGAGCUAGAUUGUCGAGUGAAGCUUUUAGAGGCUGGAGCUCCAGUAUGUUUUCUUAGAGACUUACAGAGGAAGUCUCCAGAGUCAGAGGUUCUGAGUCUAAGUCUGCCUCUGCUGGCUGGAGAACUGUGGUGUAAUAGAGCUGCAACAGAAACCAUGAAUGAUAGAGAACCUGAGUUGGGAAUGGCGUCAUCACACGAAGGGGAGAUGGGAAUGAGAGAUUUAGAUUCAACCCUGAACAUCUUUCCAGAAGAACAAAUCACCAAAGCCAAUAACACUGUACCAGGUUUAGAGGAAUGGAUAUCCGGCCAACAGGGACCUGCCCCAGCUGCUAUAGUACCCAUGAUAGAUGAUGUCCUGGAUGCUGUAGUACCCAUGUCAGGACCAGGAGAGGCUAUCCCAGCUGUAGCAGUGCCUGCCCUGGAGGGCCCUGCUACCAAAGCCUCUGCCUCAGAGGGACCUGCUGUGGCUGCGCCAAUAGUGUCUUUCCCCAAGGAGGAUAUCCCAGUUGCCUCAGUGGUCAUCUUAGAGGAGGAUGUUACGGCUAAAGUGUUAUCAGCCCCAGAACAGGCUGCCACUUCAUCUGGUGCAGUGCCCUUCAGAGAUGAGGAUGUUACCUCAGAGGAGCCUGACCCUCAGGCUGCUGCAGUGUUUCUCCCAGAGGAGCCUGCCGUAACAACCCUUUCAGGGCCCACCUCAGAGAAACCCAGUGCUCCAGCAGUUGUUGUGUCUGCUGCAGAGGAGCCUGGCACUCCUCCUCCGGCAGAGCCUGUGCUCGAGGAGGCUGCCACCCUAGCUCUUGAACCUACCCCAGAGAAGCCUGAUAUUCAAAUGGUUAGUGUGUCCAUCCCAGGAUGGUCUGUCACUCCAGCUCCUGCAGUGCCUGCUAUGAAGGAAAUGUUCUCUCCUGGUGACCCUUUCCUGGGAGGAACUACCCACACUGAUUCAGUGCCCAUUGCAGAAGAAACUCCUAUUCUUGAGGCUGCUUCCUCACCCGAAAUGUGGAUCAAGGAGGAUCUUGAUUCUUCAGCAUUUGGAAUAAAAGAGGUGCCUGACCCAGUGCUACAUGGGAAAGUGCCUCUGGCUACAACUGAUGGAUUAGAUUCACAUGAGGUAAUUGCUGCUCAUUUCAUUGGCAGGAAGGGCUGA
Microtus oregoni (creeping vole) is the source of this 3724-nucleotide messenger RNA. Its product is annotated as KIAA0754 ortholog. NCBI's taxonomy places the organism in Eukaryota, Metazoa, Chordata, Mammalia, Rodentia, Cricetidae. The transcript has a single exon. The coding region runs from base 446 to 3724 and encodes 1092 amino acids. The record is from RefSeq and is a predicted model, not a curated record.